Messenger RNA from Brettanomyces nanus, 2283 nucleotides. RefSeq lists its product as uncharacterized. The coding region runs from base 1 to 2283 and encodes 760 amino acids. Gene Ontology annotation, biological process: Golgi to plasma membrane transport. The transcript has a single exon. The record is from RefSeq and is a predicted model, not a curated record. Gene Ontology annotation, molecular function: protein binding. Lineage: Eukaryota; Fungi; Ascomycota; Pichiomycetes; Pichiales; Pichiaceae. Gene Ontology annotation, cellular component: exomer complex.
AUGAGCCUUGAUAGUAUACGAAGAAGUUCGACAGACGAAUCCACGCAGAGGUCUAUUAUGUCUUCACAAUCUUCCUCAAUUCCUGCGUCUUUCACAUCGCACUUGAAAACCAAACUAGGAAUUGAAAUACCUACCAUUAUAGAAAAUCAAUUGGGAGAGUCAAUUCAGUUCAGAACAUCCAUACUGUCUGAUAUAAAAGAUCUAGGACCCGCUGAUCUUAUUCAUGUUUCCAAAUAUCACAAACGCUCCAAAGAAGAGGUCGGCGAGUACUAUUACUGCGUUGGCUUAGACACUUCAUCAAUUAUUCAGCCGCUUACGUACAUGCAGACGAUACUACUAAACGGAAAGCAUGCAGGUACUGAUAAGCACCCUAAUAUCGGGACUUAUUGCUCCUACAACUGCUUUGGUCAUGGUGAUUUACGCAUUAGAUGCACUUUUCCUGGAUCUACUGCCCCACUGGUUCAAUUUGUUCCGUCUGGUAAGGAUAAGAUAAGCGUGAAUAUGGGUUCCGAAGAAACGCAGCAGAGCAAAUCAAUUUGGAAGGAAACAUACAUAUCUGCUUUGGUCAGAGCACUACUAUUUUGUGACUCUACCGAUAGGCAGCUUCCUGGAAUGUGUAAAUUCAACCCUGUUCAGUCCUCUAGGGACGCCAGGCAGGCCGUGAUCACCAUGUGCCAGCUACUUCCAAGAGGCCCAAUGCUAAGUUCCAACGAUUUAUACAACCAACCGACGCUCUGCAAGAACUAUCUUGUGGAUGCUCUGCUGAAAUUGCUUGAUAUAGUUGGAUAUCACGACUUGGCUAUCGACGAGAUCACUAAAAUAGAGAAGGAGAGCAGCGGCAGCCUAGACUUUAGUGUCCUCAAGGUGGACAUAUUACUAGCUAAGGGUGACCAGACAGCCGCUGUUAGACUGAUGCAUGAAUCAUUAAAGGUAAAACCAAGAGAUGGCUGGAUGUUGGAAAUGCAGGCCAGCUUCUUAGUGAGAAACGACCGUUCAGAUUUGGCUUUAGUUUCGGCAAUAAGGUCUGUUGAAUGCCUACCAACAGAAUUUUUGUGCUGGAUGACUUUAAUCAAGGUUUACAUCUUGCUGAAGGAUUAUAGAAAUGCUCUUCUAACACUUAACUCCUCUCCAAUGUACUCCAACAAGAAAAAGGAUAUCUACGCAGCUAUCAAACCGAAGAACUUUGAUUUUCCGUUUCCUCUGGAGGGUAAAUUGAAAGAUGUGUGGGAGGAUUGUGAAAAGUUUGGUUGUAUUUCUGGAUUUGGAGGUAUUAUUGAGUUCUCUCCUUCAAAUCAGUUCAGGUCGAUUUCUGAAUUACACGCAGAAGUUUACGAGCAGACGAAGCUCCAACGUACUUUUAAGGAGGCAUAUAAUUUGCUUGCUAUUAUGACGAGGCGCUUGGGCUGGACAGAUCUAUUGAGAAUCCGAUCUGAAAUAUUUGUUAUGGAGGAUGAGUAUAAUGCUUCUGUAGAAGUGGAACAAGAGCGAGAGAUGAAGGCAAACAUGAAUGCUCAAGAUAACACCUCGGAGUCAGAGAGAAGGCCAAGAUCAUAUAGUUCAGGAAGGAGCUCUGUGCAAUCACUAUCGAGAAUCUCUUGUAAGUUCAAAAAGAAAAGGUUAAGUGAACGGUGGUUGGACUCACUGUUUCUCAUUUUCUACGAAAACUUGAAGAGCGUACUCAUAUGGGAAAAUGAAAGACGCAGUAAAGAAAAGCUAGAGCACUCAGCACUUGAAUGGGAACUUAUCGGAGAUGAAUGCUUCAAAGUUAGGCACUACGAAAGCGGCAUUCUACCUUUACAAACCUCACUAGGAAGCCGGUUCAGUAUUUUUGCUUGCCAGAUGCUACUUGAGUACUACGUGCAAUAUUCCCAGAAUCCGGUAGAGUUCAAAACGUUAAAUGGUAUUGGCAAAACGAAAAGAGAAAGAGAGUCCGAGGCCGCCGGACUUCUUCAGCCUUACCAAUUAUCAGAGGAUCUUAUUUUAACGUUGGUUUGCAAGCUAAUCAGUUGGAAUUAUAGGUACUACGGAGAAUUUUCGGUGCUCUGCUUAAAAGUUUUAAAGAUCUUAAUUGAUUCGUGUGAUAGUGACUCCGCAUUGGUGAGAAGCAAGUUGGAGGUGCUAUUUGAUGAGAGAAUCCCUAACGAAAAUGUGGGCGACAAAUCAGGGGUGAAAUCUCCGAAGCUGGAAGGUAAAAGAAGAAGUAUCGAGCAUCGUCAGGGUAUAGCUGGCAUAGUUGGCAGAUACAUUUCGUGGUUGAAUCAGCUUGACGAGAAUGGCCCAUAA